Molecule: messenger RNA, 1040 nt
Organism: Brassica rapa (field mustard)
Lineage: Eukaryota; Viridiplantae; Streptophyta; Magnoliopsida; Brassicales; Brassicaceae
Product: mitochondrial fission 1 protein B
Biological process (GO): peroxisome fission; autophagy of mitochondrion; mitochondrial fission
Cellular component (GO): peroxisomal membrane; mitochondrial outer membrane
Molecular function (GO): protein binding
Source: RefSeq, a predicted model, not a curated record
AAAACAUUAACAUAUUUAACUAAUUUCGGAUAUCUUCGGAUCCUAAUUUGGGUUUCGGUUCGGUUCGGGUUAUAACCAAAGUCCAAAGUAGUAAGCUCAUAAGUUCCAUUCGGAUAUUUUUGUAAAACAGUUCGGAAUUGGUGUCAAUUUUUCGGAUUUAAGUUAAGAUCGGUACUUCAGAUUGAGUUAAAAACGUCCAAACCUACUUCUAAUUGUGUUUCAAAAAAAAGUGUUUCAAAAAAAAAAAGGUCAAGUCUUCUAAUUACGUCACAAGAGAAAAGAAAAAACUCAAAAACUCUUACACGAAAUGGAGGCGACGAUAGGAAAGGUUUUCGAUUCCGUCUCUACCUUCUUCUCCGGCGUUGCUUCCGGCUCCUCCGAUGAGUUCCCCUUGUGCGACACCGACAUCAUCUCGGGAUGUGAGAAAGAGCUUGCGGAAGCUCAGAAAGGCCAAGACGAAGGGUUUAAGAAGGAAUCCAUCAUGCGAUUAUCAUGGGCUCUUGUUCAUUCGAAGAUGCCUGCGGAUAUACAGCGUGGGAUAGCUAUGCUUGAAGGUUCGGUGGUUAGUGAUACAAGUCCAGUGACACUAAGGGAGAAGCUAUAUCUCCUUGCUAUUGGAUACUAUCGAAGCGGUGACUUUUCAAGAAGCAGGGAUUAUAUAGAACGGUGUUUGGAGGUGGAACCAGAGUGGAGACAGGCUCAGACGCUAAAAACGGCUAUAGAGGACCGUAUUGUGAAAGAUGGUGUUAUUGGCGUUGGAAUCGCUGUUACUGCUGUUGGGAUUGUUGCUGGUAUUGCUGCAGCAUUGGUACGCAGAGGCUGAGAAGGAAAGAAACCCGUACAUGUGCAUGUUUCCCUGAUCUUCAGUGAGUUUGUUUAGUUUCUUUUGUGAGCUUGGAAGAAUGUUUUUAUUAAAGGGCUUGGCUUGGAAGAAUGUUUUUAUUUAUGGAAAACAAAUAAGUUGUAAUUCCAAUCUUAUUGUGAAUAGCUAAACAGUAUUACUGAGUUGACGAAGCAUCAUCAAACAGAUACUUUUAUUA